This is a messenger RNA of Sporothrix brasiliensis 5110, 402 nucleotides long. RefSeq lists its product as uncharacterized. Lineage: Eukaryota; Fungi; Ascomycota; Sordariomycetes; Ophiostomatales; Ophiostomataceae. The transcript has 2 exons. The record is from RefSeq and is a predicted model, not a curated record. The coding region runs from base 1 to 402 and encodes 133 amino acids.
AUGGCCAUUCCCGUCGUCGUCUACACCAACAUGGCCCUUGCCGGCAACAACCUCACCAACUCUCUCCAGCCGGAGUACGAGGUCAUCAAGGUCGUCCUCGACAAGGCCGAGGCCGUGGCCGACCUGCCCGCCCUGUUUUCGUCCGGUGCCGCCAAGGCUCUCGUCGUUGCUGGUCUCUUGGCCGGCGAAGACGCCGACGCCGACGAGGUCGAGGCGGCCGUCACGGCUGCCCAGCCGGGUGUCCGUGUGGCCCGACUGUCGCGUGCCGACCUCGAAGGCGCCGGCAUCCAGCUGCUCCCGCCCGGCGCGUCCACCGAGAAAGGCUUUGUGCCGGAGGGGGCCCCGCGUCCCGAUCCGGCCAUCUUCCCGCGGCUGUUCAAGGCGAAGCUGGUAGGGAUCUGA